Bradysia coprophila is the source of this 1800-nucleotide messenger RNA. Its product is annotated as myrosinase 1-like. NCBI's taxonomy places the organism in Eukaryota, Metazoa, Arthropoda, Insecta, Diptera, Sciaridae. Gene Ontology annotation, biological process: carbohydrate metabolic process. The record is from RefSeq and is a predicted model, not a curated record. Gene Ontology annotation, molecular function: beta-glucosidase activity.
UAAAGGAGAUAAGAGACACUUCAAAGAAGCACCACUAGGAUCGACUAAGAUAAUCGAUUGAAUUUUGAAAUUAUCUGAAAUUGAGACAACAUUCAAUCGAAACCAUUCAUUGCGUAACGGCCGCGUUAUUUUUCAUUAAUAAUAAGCAAAACGAAAAAAAAUGUUUUUGCUUUCAAUUUGUGUCUUUGCGGUAAUAUCAUCAGGACUUUUCAUAGAAUCAAAAGCGUUCGACUACAAUCGAACAUGGGAAAUGGAAAAUGAAUUUUUGUACGACACAUUUCCGGACGAUUUCCUAUGGGGCUUUGCAACGUCUUCCUAUCAGAUCGAAGGCGGAUGGAACGAAAGUGGAAAAGGGUUAAGUAUUUGGGAUACAUUCGUUCACAGAGAAGAUAGUCGUGUGAACAAUAAAGAUACCGGCGAUAUCGCUUGCGACAGCUAUCAUAAAUACAAAGAAGACGUUCAACUGCUUAAGCUAUACGGAGCAGAUUUCUAUCGUUUUUCAAUAUCAUGGGCAAGAAUUCUACCGGACGGAACGACAAAUCGCAUAGAACAUGGCGGUAUAGACUACUAUAACAAUCUUAUUGAUGAAUUGGAAGCCAACGGAAUCAAAGCAAUGGCAACGCUCUAUCAUUGGGACCUGCCGCAAGCAUUGGAAGACAUUGGUGGCUGGAGAAACGAAACGAUGGCCGACUAUUUUGCCGACUUUGCCAGAGUCGCUUUCGAUCACUUCGGCGACAGGGUCAAACUUUGGUUGACUUUUAACGAACCGUGGGUGUUUUGCAUUCUAGGCUAUGGAAAUCCGGAACUAGCUCCUGGUUUGCUUGAACCAUUGCAUUCACAUUAUGACUGCAUUCACAAUGUUCUUAAAGCGCACGCAAAUGCUUAUCACAUUUACAAUGAUGAAUUCAAGCCGACUCAAAAUGGAAAGUGUGGUAUAACAUUGGACACCAAUUGGCCAGAGCCGAAAAAUGCAUCGAAUCCCGAAGAUGUUGCCGCUGCGGACAUACAAAUUAAGUUUUCGCAUGCAUGGAUGGGAAGUCCAUUGUAUCAUGGUGACUAUCCGCAACUGAUGAGAGAUAAAGUGGACAGAAAAAGUGAGGAAGACGGUGUGCCAUCAAGACUGCCAACCUUUGACAACUACUGGAUCAAUAGAAUCAAAGGCUCGUUGGACUUUUUGGGCCUGAAUCACUAUUCAACCGAUUUGCUUGAACCGGGUUUUGAAGACCGACCGGAUUGGUGGGGAGACAGAGAUGUACGCGCUUCAGUCAGCGAUUCUUGGGAGGGAAGCAUAUCGGGAAAACACAUCGUUCCGUGGGGUAUGCGAAGACUACUAAAUUGGAUCAAGGAAACUUAUGGUAAUCCCGACCUGUACAUCACUGAAAAUGGGUAUGCCGAUCCGGAGAACGGCACUACGGAUGAUACGACACGGAUCCGAUUUUAUCGCGAGUACAUAAAUGAAGUGCUGAAGGCAAUCAAAUUGGAUGGUUGCAAUGUUAAGAGCUACACGGCAUGGAGCUUGUUGGACAAUUUUGAAUGGACUCCGGGAUAUUCGCAGAGAUUUGGUGUUACGUGGGUAAAUUUUACUGAUCCGGAGCGAACACGUAUACCGAAAAAGUCGGCACUGUCGCUGAAACAGAUCUUUGUCGACCAUGGUUUUCCCAGUGACGCGACGAAAAUUUUGAGCAACGUUAACGUACUCGUAGCAUCGUUGGUUUAUUUGUUUCGUAGAUUCAUGUAAGCUUUACGUUCCUGUCUGACGUAAAUGACUUCCAAUCAAUUUCUAAUAAAACAUUUUCGUUC